Molecule: messenger RNA, 2454 nt
Organism: Symbiodinium sp. CCMP2592
Lineage: Eukaryota; Dinophyceae; Suessiales; Symbiodiniaceae
Source: the annotation of a GenBank genome assembly
AUGCAGGACAACAUCCAUAGCCCCGAAGUCGUCUUGGAGGAGCUGACCACAAUCCAGGUCGCCGUCACCAAGCUCGAAGAAAAGGCUGCAAACUACAACGAAUAUCAGGCUCUGUUUUACGUGCCGGUACAGUUUGAGUUCCAGGAGGUCGAGAAGGCGAAGCAGCUCUUCACGGAGAAGUCUCGCCUGUGGAACCUCAUCAGUGACUGGAAGGGGCAGUUGGAUGUUUGGAAGAAGACCGACAUCACCCAGCUGAAUGUGGAGGAGAUGAACAAAAAGGUCCUGGAGUAUUCGAAGACUGCGUAUCAGCUGACGCGCAGCCUGGAAGGUGACAAGGUGGCCCAGGAGAUCCGGUCCGAGGUCGAUGAGUGGAAGGGCAACAUGCCCUGCAUCCUGGACCUCGGGAAUCCGGCCUUGAGGGAUCGACACAGAUUGCGAAUCCGUCAGGAGAUCGACCUCAAGCAGACCGCCGUGUCUCUCACGACUUUGAUUGGGGCCAAGGUCUUCGACAAGAAGGACCACAAGGAGUUCAUUGCUGAAAUUAGCGGCAUCGCCAGCGGAGAAUUUGCCCUGGAGCAGCAGCUCGAGAAGGUCAUCGCAGCUUGGGAGGACAUGCCUCUGCCGGUCCAGAACCAUCGGAACCAGCGGGACUUGUGGAUUCUUGGGGACGUUGGUGACAUCAUCACUCAGCUGGAGGACCACUCGGUGCAAAUCCAGACCAUGAUGGGUUCGCGCUUUGUCCGGGGAAUCCGUGAUCGCGUGGAGACUUGGGAGACGAAGAUCAGGCUUGCAUCUGACACCAUCGACGAGUGGCUGCAGGUGCAGCGCGGCUGGAUGUAUCUGGAGAGCAUCUUCUCUGCGGAGGACAUCCAAAAGCAGCUCCCAACCGAGUCGGCGAAGUUCAAAGGAGUGGACAAGUUUUGGAAGGACACGCUGAAGAAGGUGCGCCAAUCCUACCGCAAAGCCAUGGAAGCGUUUCACAUACCAAAUCUUCUCGCAGGCAGAAAGGCACGAAGAGGCAAGAUGUCGAUGCAGAGUGGUAGCUUCCGAUUCCUCAACCUCAUCAAGCCGGUGAUGUGCGUCCUUCCGGAGGUGGAGGCUCCAGACCGUAGGAUUCCUUUCAAAGAGAAGAUUUUGUGGACGUCCAUCUCCUUGUUUGUUUUCCUAGUUUGCUGCCAGAUCCCGCUCUAUGGCGUGCUGACCUCCAAGAGCUCCGAUCCCUUCUACUGGAUGCGAGUCAUUCUAGCUUCCAAUCGAGGCACUCUCAUGGAGCUUGGAAUCUCGCCGAUCAUUACCUCCGGCAUGGUGAUGCAGCUCUUAGCCGGCAGCAGGAUUAUUGACGUGGACCUGACUCUCAAGGAGGAUAAGAUCCUUUUCCAGGGUGCGCAGAAACUGUUCGGCAUGCUGAUCACCAUGGGAGAGGCCGUGGCCUACGUCAUGAGUGGCAUGUACGGCAGCCUGCGGGAGAUUGGAGCUACCAGUGCCAUCCUGAUCAUCCUGCAGCUCUUCUUUGCCGGGAUUGUGGUUAUCCUGUUGGACGAGCUGAUGCAGAAGGGCUAUGGCAUGGGCUCCGGAAUCUCGCUUUUCAUCGCGACGAACAUCUGCGAGAGCAUCAUCUGGAAGGCAUUCUCCCCAACGACCAUGAACACUGGCAAGGGAACUGAGUUUGAAGGUGCCAUCGUUGCAACCUUCCACUUCAUGGCAUCGAGGAGCGACAAGCUGAUGGCCUUGAAGGAGGCCUUCUACAGACAAUCUGCACCGAAUCUCACGAACCUCUUCGCCACCGUCCUCGUCUUCUUCAUUGUGAUCUACUUCCAAGGUUUCAAAGUCGACCUGCCAGUGAAGUAUCAGAAGAUGCGAGGAUCGCAGGGCUCCUUCCCCAUCAAGCUCUUCUACACCUCCAACAUUCCCAUCAUCCUGCAGACAGCGCUGGUCUCGAAUCUCUACUUCCUGUCUCAGCUGCUUUACAGGCGCUUCAAGUCGAACAUGCUGGUGAACUUGCUCGGCCAAUGGCAGGAGGCAGACUUUGGUGGUCAAUCCGUGCCGGUGGGAGGUUUCGCCUACUACAUUUCGCCACCCUCCAGUGUCUCCAACAUCUGGGAGGAUCCGCUUCAUGCACUGAUCUACGUGUCCUUCGUCCUCAUCUCCUGCGCGCUCUUCUCCAAAUUCUGGAUCGAGGUGUCUGGGUCCUCGCCCAGGGACGUGGCGAAGCACCUGCGGGAUCAGUCCAUGGUCUUCAAAGGCCACAGAGAAGAAUCCCUGUUGAAGGUUCUGGACAUGUACAUCCCUACUGCGGCCGCCUUUGGCGGCAUGUGCAUCGGGAUGCUGACCAUCAUGGCAGACUUCCUUGGAGCGAUCGGCAGUGGCACGGGCAUCUUGCUCGCGGUAACCAUCAUCUACCAGUACUUCGAGAUGAUCUACAAGGAGAAAGAGCAGGGCAACAUGCUCUUCUGA